Molecule: messenger RNA, 764 nt
Organism: Williopsis jadinii
Lineage: Eukaryota; Fungi; Ascomycota; Saccharomycetes; Phaffomycetales; Wickerhamomycetaceae
Gene: RPB11
Product: DNA-directed RNA polymerase II core subunit RPB11
Exons: 2
Coding region: 35-397 (120 amino acids)
Biological process (GO): transcription by RNA polymerase II
Cellular component (GO): RNA polymerase II, core complex
Molecular function (GO): protein dimerization activity; DNA binding
Source: RefSeq, a predicted model, not a curated record
CUUCAGGGCAGAGCUUUGUGGCGAAAGGUAGAACAUGAACGCCCCAGAUCGUUUCGAACUUUUCAUCUUACCAGAUGGUGUGCCUAAACUCAAGAUCGACCCUGAUCCAAAGGUUCCAAACGCUGCGAUCAUAACAUUCGAGAAGGAAGACCAUACGCUUGGCAACCUGCUGAGAGCACAGCUGAUCAAAGAUCCACGGGUUGUAUUCGCUGCUUACAAAGUUGAACAUCCUCUUUUCGCUAGAUUUAUCAUGAGAAUUCAAACAGAAGAGGGCUAUUCUCCAAAGGACGCUCUGAAGAACGCAUGCAACUCGUUGAUUACACAGCUGUCAACGAUCAAGAACAAGUUUACCGUUGAAUGGGGCUUACAGACGUUGGGACACGAGGGAGCCUUCUAAAGGGAAUGAAGAAGGUUUCUGCGUAUUUUAGAUCUAAACCCUCCUCAGUGUACUAUAGAAAGGGAAAAACUAGUGAUGACAAUAUCCAAGAGGAGGAAAACUGUGGUACAACCAAUGCACGAGAUUUGAAACAAGACAAAUGUAAUUAUGAGAUUUGCGAGUAUCAUCUGCAUGAUUUGAGCCAUGCCUGCGAUUUCUGAAUCAUGAUCAUAACUCCACUGAAUUGAGGAGUCAGAAUUGUUUACAUGAUUACAGUUGAACAAUAUCGAGCAUAUCGUCUUCACAAUCCGUAGGAUCACUUGAUGUAUGGCUUUUAAUUAUGAGUCACGUAGAUGUUGGAUAGUUAGUAGUACAAUUUCGUUAAGAA